Messenger RNA from Drepanopeziza brunnea f. sp. 'multigermtubi' MB_m1, 5703 nucleotides. RefSeq lists its product as uncharacterized. Lineage: Eukaryota; Fungi; Ascomycota; Leotiomycetes; Helotiales; Drepanopezizaceae. Gene Ontology annotation, molecular function: protein binding. The record is from RefSeq and is a predicted model, not a curated record.
AUGGAUCAUGCAUGGCUAGACUCUUUGUCCGAAGAUUGGGUCUCUCAGCCGCGCUCUUCUGGAUCUCCUGCGCCCUCGCUACCGUCACUCUCGAAAAGCACCUCCGACUCCUCCCAAAAAACGCGGGCCGCGUCGAGUCGCAUACCGAAAUACAACGUACGGCGGCAAACAUGGACCGCCCCUCAGAACUGUGAAGAAAGCCCGCUGAACGAGCGGAGCACGAACGAAACGAACAUCCCCUUAUCGCAGCGCGUGCAAGGUCGGCAGUCAAAACUUCGUGAGAUCAGCAACGGCACCCGUGGACGACGUUUGUCACGGACAUUCUCGGCAUCUACGACCCAAUCAGUGCAGUACCAUACCGUUGAGCAUAAAUCUGCCAGUCUGUCUCCGAAAAAGGGAAUACACGAAACCCCGGAGUGGAAACGACGCCUCCUUCAUGGAGACGUUGCGUACGGAGAGCAGUGCGACCUCUUCAGUCCCGCUGGCCUUGAAAACAUGUUCCGGCCUCCCCCCACUCAAUCGAUGUCACCGAGCAAAUUGGGAGCGGCGCAAACACCUGAGGACGGUAGCAUAGCCAUGCCAUCGAGCCCUCCCCCGUACCACAAGGACCGUGGGCAGGAGAGCGGCCAAUUUAUGGACGAGGAACCACAAGGCACUCAAGAUCGGCAGCAGCCACGAGGCAUGAAUUAUAGGCUUGCAAAUCAAGGCGGAAGCGAAUUUUCGGUGAAUGACUUGAGCCAGAGUAGCAUGUUUCAGCCCUCCAAGAUAUCUUUCCGGCAAAGUCAGGAUGUAAACAUGCGCUCUGAUUCCAUAUCUGAGCCGGAGUCAUCAGCCUUGCGCCUCCAGGACCCAGGUCGAACUGUCAGUGGACAGAUCGAUAUGCGUAAUGAGGAAUUCAGCCCUGUUUACGUUGCACGUCACAAUACCGCGGACGGAAAAAUAGACUAUGCGGCAUUGAACCUUCCUCUGGACGAAUUGGAGAGAAAACUUGCCAGUAUUCGUGGGAGUACCCCUGGCCAUUCGGAUCAGGAUGUAGAUGAUAUUUCGGGAGCAGCUCCGUUAGACACGACUGUUGGCACGGACGACUUUGCUCACAAUGGUCGAUUUGUCAACCUGAGGAGGGGUGGUCAAUCUCAGGAGGGCUCAUUUCAAAAACGCAUGUUAAGCCCGUCCUCUCUUUCGGCUGUCGACGAAUCAGUGAUGAUGCCGGAAUCUUCAAUGCAGGCUAUCACACCAAAAAAGCUCCCUAACAUUCGGAAAACGCGGAUUUCCAACGAGCAUCAAGCCGCCGAGCCAGAUCAAAUACCAGCUACAGAGCUGCGAACACCUCAACAGAGCCCGACGAAAAGUAAAAGCAAUUCAGGCAGCCCACUGAAGAUUUUCGGUACAUAUGAUACUUUCACCAAUCAGAAGUUGCUGAGAAGGCUUAGUCAAUUCGAGGGCGAUAUUGAUCAUAGUGGCGAUGACUUGCCUGAACAGACUCAAGAACCAAACCGUCCUGGGACGAACGACGCUUUUGAGCCGAUGACGGAUAAACAUUCAAAUCACAGUCUUCCAAAACGAAAAUCAAAACGAAAGAUGAGCAGUUUUGGGGCAGGUGAAUUAGACAGCUUCCAGUUUAGCGAAGGAUUAUCUUUCAAUUCAGCUGAAUUCAAAGACGGAGAACAGGAAAACGUCGCCUUACCAGUUCUCAACCGUCAUACCCAGACCUCAUUCAAAUUUCAACUCGAGCCUUCGCCGGAUCUAAGUGAAGAUGCAACUGUCCAUCAUCGAGCCAAGUACACGACCAUCACCAGUUCGACGCGACAAACUGCAAGCAUUAGAAAUAGUGUUCGACCAGAAAGCAGCAGCUCUCAGAGUCCAAACAGUAGUCCAGAUGAACCAGAAGAUCUCAAGACACCGAGGAAGCGGAACGGCGACUCGGAAGGUAAGCGACUUCCUAAAACACCUUUGAAGGACCCAACUCCAAAACGUCGGAGGACUUUGAACAGGGUCGAUAGUGUCGAUAGUGUCGAUAGUGUGCACGCCGACGAAAAAGAGAUUUUGAGUGAUCUAGAUUCCCUGAGGGAAACUCACCAACAAAUGCAAUCUGUGGUAGGGAAGAAACGAAAAGAUGCAAAGCACGGUGACGAUCAGCAAGCAGCGAAUCCGACAGUGCUUGCUAUGCGUCAAAUUCUUAGGCCGCGAACACCAACGCCGAGUCAACGUAGUAGUCUACAGCAUGAACGUGCACCGUCUUUAGAAGCGAAGUUGACCAAUUCUGAGCAAGCGAGACUGCUGCAGGAGCAGAAGAUAGCCAAGAUACAAGCAGAACUUGAUGCUACCGGACCGUUCAAAAAUUCUGCAACUCUUGGAGUCGGCAAAAACAUGCUUGAUGACAGUCGUAAGGGUUCUAUUACUACCCAAGACUUCCUGGAUGAAGCAAAGAUGAUUAUGGCAGGCAUUCGUGACAAGACAAGACCAAGAAGCGGUUUGGCCAGCGUGGAAGAGUCGGAAUCAGAAAACGAUCGCGCCAAAUCCACCGAGAGCGGUCCCCAGCUUAGUGGUGGGCUGGAGGAGCUUGAUGAUUCAUAUCAAGAGUCCACCGUGGAACCAUUUUCCAGACCACCAAGUCGAGACGGAAAGCCUGUGUCACGACUGCCCCAUAAGCAGGAGGACCCUGCCUUGCUAGACCACUUGCGAAAGUAUCAGGAGAAGAGUGACAUUGAUGGUGUCAUUGCAUCUUCGAUGAGAUCUAUUGCAAUGGCCAAAGAGGCCGCUGAUGAGGCAAAAGAUCUUGAUCGUAGAACGGAUGAGACUAUCCAUAGGCUAUCCAUGCAGUCGUUGAAUCCAGGCACUACGGAGAGUGACCCGCCAAAUAUUCGAAUAUCAGAAAAUCCAGAUUUAUAUCGGAAGCGCAAGCAUUCAACUUCAACGAUACACACUGGUGACGGGGAUCGAAACGAUGUUGAAUUUCCUUCCCAUGGUUCCUCGGCCUCUUCAGGUCAAUCGACAGCGCGGUCUAUUCCUACGGGCUCCUCGAGAGGAUCAGACUCACGUCGUGUCAUCGCUCCCCACACCGUCUCUCACCUGAUACCAGAACAACUAGCCGGAAUGGUGUUUGAUCAUGAGAGCAAGAAGUGGAUCAAGAGCAAGAGUGCCAGCGCUGAGAAUGGUGCUAAGAAUUUUAUUCCAUCCGACGAGACGGAUGACGACCCGUUUGGUGACAUACCUGAUCUUUCUGUCGAUGAGACGCAAGAGCUGCAAAGAAUCAAAGCGGUAGCAGCCAAGCUCAAACAAGAAGAGAGGUUAGCCCAGGAAACCCGAGAAGAUGGGCAAUUCAGUGGGGUGAAACUCUAUACACAACCACAAUUCAUUCCUCCUAGGCAGCUAUCGCAGAUUCAGGAGCAGAAACGAUCACCGGAGCCAGUCAAGGUCGCUCAAUCUGUACCAGAACUCGGCCUCCCUGAAAGCAUUACCAAGUCAGCCGUGAGAAAACAUGAUCCCAUCGAAUAUGAGAGUAUCAGACACAGCCGAAAAACCGAGUACUCCGAGAAGCAAGAGAUUGUAGAGGAGGUCGAAAGGGAAAUUUCGAUAUAUGAGGAUCGGGUCGAUCCAGACAGCCCACGGAGACGCAACGUUACUAUCUCUUUCUCAUCGCCCCUUGCAUCGGUCAUUCAAGCUCCUGGAUACGACGUCGACAGUAGCUUUGAACAGGAUGUCGAAGCUGCCGGUCACUCUGCACAAGAUGUUGACAAUAGUGUUGGUGAAGACAGCAUCAUUGUCGCGAAAAAUGACCCCGAGCCUAGCCAGAGAAAUAUUUCAACCAAGAUCCGCAGUGCUAUAAGAAGUACCUCUCGCCGCAUGUCCGUGGGCGGUCACAAGUUCCAAGCUCGGCCUGUUUCACGAAUUGACGAGCAAGAUGAAGAUUCGAUCAUAGAAAAUGCCAAAGACCGCCAACGGAGAAGUAUCAGCAUCGUUGUGUCGACACCCGUCGCUCCAAGACAGUCUUCGAAUGCCACUCUUGUAACACCCCGCCCAAGUCAUGAAAUUGGAACUCUUACUCUAACGCCUCUCUCUGAUUUCACUGUGCACCAAGCUGAUCAGUCUCUCGGGCUUGAUGUCAGUUAUGUCGCGCAAAGAAGUCGAUUCGCUCUUGGCAACGAUGCGAAGAAAACACUCUCCCUGUCGAUAAAGGGGCUGGUUGAGAAACUCACUGAGGUGGAACCUUAUGAACCAUUCUGGGAGCACAUGAAGGAACUCACUCUCAAGGACAAAAGGCUCACGAACAUCCAUAAGCUCGAUGAAUUCUGUGAGGAGCUAGAAGAACUCGACGUCUCACACAACCAGAUUGAACAGCUAGAUGGAGUACCGAAGACAGUUCGACACCUUCGUAUCGCGCAUAAUUGUCUCACCGAUCUUGUCACAUGGAAGCAUCUUCAUAACCUACAAUACAUCGACGUCUCGAACAACGGGUUGGAGUCAUUAUCAGCAUUCAAGUCACUCGUUCAUUUGAGAAGUUUGAGAGCAGACAAUAACAAAAUCUCUGGCUUGGAUGGAGUAAGUCAACUUGAUGGACUUCUUAGCCUUCGGUUGCGAGGAAAUUCCGUUCGUUCUCUCGACUUGGGGGGCACCAAUUUACAACGACUCACUGAUCUCGACCUGAAAGACAAUCAAGUUUGCACCCUUCGUGGUCUCCAGGAGUUACGGUCCCUAGUGACUCUCAAUUUGGAGGACAAUUCUCUAUGCGACAUUUCGAUGGACGCCGCGCAGACCAUGUCAACUUUGAAAUACUUGAAGUUGAGUGGGAACAACCUCGAAGCGAUCGAUGUGAGCCUAUUCCCAAAUCUCCGCCUUCUGUAUCUUGAUAGAAACCGCCUCGGAACGGUGUCGGGUCUUCUGAGGACAAAGUACCUCGAUAGUUUGUCAAUGCGAGAACAGCAGGAAGGUGCUGUUAUUAACCCAUCCUUCAUCUCCGAAGCCUUCGAAAUCCGCAAGCUCUUCCUGUCUGGCAAUUAUCUCGGCUCCUUCGAACCUCAAGCUGAUUUCCUCAACCUGCAAUACUUGGAGCUCGCAAAUUGUGGCUUGGAAACUCUUCCGGUAGAUUUCGGACAGGUGUUCACAAACGUUAGAGUCUUGAAUUUGAACUUCAACGCUUUGAAGGAUAUCAAGCCAUUGAUCGGGAUUCAGCGUCUGAAAAAGCUACUUCUGGCGGGCAACAGGCUGGUGAGACUACGAUCAACGGCAUGCGUGCUGGCACAAUUUCCAGGCAUCACAACAGCCGAUUUGAGGAACAAUUCACUAACGCAAGGAUUUUACCCCCCGAUCAUAGAAUCUCGGAUGGUCGGACUUCAUAAUGACGAGGAGAAGGCGGCUGUCGAGCCUUUCACUCUUGGCAAAGCGGACAGAGAGAAAGAUGUCAGAUAUGUUGCAUGCUUAGACAUGGAUACGAGGAUGUUGCGACGGACAUUCGAGGUUAUGGUGUUGAGCAGCUGUUUGCGGAUGAGGGUUCUCGAUGGAUUGGAUGUCGAGCGGGCCUUGCUGACACGCAAAGAUAUGGUUUUUGAUGCAUUGGUGGAAGUUGGUAUUUUCGAGUAUGAUCCCAAUCAGUCGCAUUCGGAGGAGCAAGUGGAGGAAGCUUCGGAGGACACAGUAACUCCCGAGCCUAAAACUGAACCGAUCCCUCCCUCUCCGGUAUGGCAAGCGGAAGACAGUUUUGCCUAG